AUUUCUACGAAUCAGCAAAAAGAAAAGACGGAGUCCAGGAAAACCUACAAGAUGUGCAGGCCUUUUUUUAUGUACAAAUCAAUAUAACAUUGAGGCUUUCUUUACGGGGAUGACAUCACAGUUUGCUCACGAAUACAGAAAUCCUCGUUACCAUAAAAACCAAAAAGGCAGUAAAUACACUUUGAAACAGUGAAACAAAAGUUGAAAAUAUUAUCUGAGACACAGAGGUGCAAUUGAGGCUUUUAUGGAAGAAAUGAUUGCAGCUAUCAUUUGAUUAGAAAAAGAUACCGGUGUGUUUGUGUGGUUGUGUGUUCUUACACAAUGCAGUGUUUUCAAAAACCCUUAAUAUUUUGGGUAGAUUCCAAAAUUUUUCCUUGGCCUUGGGCCCCAGGCUAGCCCAGUUCUGCCUUGAAGUGUGGGGAAAAUAUACACUGCAAUAAAAUUUAAUACCAUCGAUGUUGUCAGAGGAACAUGACUGGUGUAGUCCUCCAAUAAUGCCCACGGUGUUAAAUUAACACCAACGCAACACCGCUGUUUUAGCGGUGUACAGUUCCCCCUAAGCUAUGUUGUGUUUCAAUGUCCCAUUUGUUACCUUAUGCAGGAUUUCGGUUCAAGAUGACUUGUGUGGUCCCCUAUUUUCUCGCAUAUACUUUAAUCAUUUAUUAUUUAGAAUGGAAAUUAAUGGCCACUGGAGGUGUUUUGAAGGACAAAGGGAACUUUGGGCUUGGUCCCUUCAAUUUUCUUGACCUGUACUUAGAAAGACAUUGAUGUGUAUCUUAUUGAAACUUCAUGGAUAUUUUUCGUAAAUAGACUUUCCCAAAUAUAAAGGUAAAAUUCUCAAUAAAAAUUAAACACAACCCCUCUAACCACUAAGCAAACAAAUACAAAAUCAUACGGUAGCUGAAUAAAUAAACAGGAAAAUGUGAUUUUCACUUUUACCCGAUGUCACCCUCACUCACUCCCUCACGUUUGUCAAAGGUUAUUUACUUAGUUUUCAAGCAUUUUGAAAAAAAAAGUUGUGGCGCCCUCUCAUAUUAACUCGAGAAUUUUUUUGUCACAUCGCACCUGGAACUUAUAAUUCACCAUUUGUGCAUUCUGGUCUUAAAUAAUGUCGCCAUCAAUACUCCACGAUAAAAAACUUGCACACUAUAGUUUGACGGACGAGUUUGCCACGGUUUGAUCAACCUCGUUUCCAUGGUGUCGACCAGUGCGCCCAAAUAAAGUAACCCCGGGGGACAAUUUAGCAGUUUGCCCAUGGUUUUUAAAAGUGGCGCAUUGCCUAAAAUAAUUGUCUCGCGCCCAGUGCAGUCGAUGUAUAGGAAUGUUUUGUCUGUGAAAUCGGCGGUUUCUAGAAAAUGCCCAUCAAACGCUUGGUAAGUUUCCGUAAAUUAAGACCACAAGAAGGCGGUCAGUAUUUUGUGUGUGAGUCCUAUUUCAAUAUACCGUAUUUGAUUCGUCCAGUUGGCACUGCGACAUCGACCGCCUGUCUUACGCUUCAGUGCUUGUUCGACAACGUGACAUUAAUAAAGACGAAAAAAGAAACAAAACAAAACAGGUGCUUCCUUGCUGCCAUUAUUCUCUGCCAUUGUGGUGGCAGGCGUGCUGGAAUCAUGUACUUCACCAAGACUAAGGCCCAAAUUGCCACAAGAAUCGUCUUUGUGGCUAUCAUCUGCUGGAUUGCUGUCCAGAAAAUGACAAGAUUACGAAAUUACAGACAAAACUCUGUGUUUAAACCAUCUGUUGACCCGAAAGAACAACCUACCUUGCGCACCAAGCCACCCCUUAUUAACAAAAAUGCGAAAGUGAACAACAGCAAGAACGUGCAAGCUACCUCCAACAGUAAGACCAGAAGCAUCCCCAUGUACUCCGACAAGGUGAUCGGCCCGCUCCCUUAUAAUUUCACUCUGACCAACGGGCAUGUAUGCAUGCAGAAUGCGACGAGCCAACGGGACGUGUUCUUACUGAUUCUGGUGAAGUGCCGGCCAGGAGGGAGCUCCCGGAGGGCGCUCAUUCGAAAAACGUGGGGAGGGGUGCGAAAAGUGGACGGCCGACAAACGCUGACCAUGUUCCUGCUUGGAAAGGCCGUAAGUUCAGCUCAGAACGCCAUGGUGACCAACGAGAACAGCCAACAUCAUGAUAUCAUACAGAGCGACUUUGUAGACAGUUAUCUAAACUUGACUCACAAGACCAUGAUGGGAUGGCGAUGGGCCUCCACGUUCUGCCCGGGCGCUGAAUAUGUGGCCAGCGCCGAUGACGAUGUGUUGCUGAACGUGUACAAUAUCGUCAGACGACUGGCCAAGAGGCCCCGAACCAAGUACGGCGAAGGAUACCUGCUGGUUGGAAAAAAACCGAACCGGAAAAAAAACACGAAGUGGCACACCACAGAGAAACUGUACCCAGAGCCGACGUAUCCUCCCCAUUUCCUUGGGCCAUGCUACGUGUUGUCCGGUGACGUCGUGGCUUGGUUCCACAAGGAGUCCCCGCACGUGCGGUUCUUGCCGUGGGACGACGUCUACGUCGGCAUGAUCUUGAAUAGGCUGGAGGUAACCUUGACGAACGUACCACGUUACAUCGUAUUUGCGAAUAGCUACAAAGCUAUCGAGGCUGCUCUUGACGAAGGCCAAGCAGUGCUCGUUGGCAAUCAGAAUCUAUUGAUUAAGGACAGUGGUGGAGGGGAAGCACUCUUAAAGAUGUGGGAAAACUUAACGCAGAAACACAACGCGGAAAAUCACACAAGGGAAUAUUAAUUGAAAGACGGUACGUAAACUAUAUAGGCAUGUCCCCUCUCCAAAAUCAAUCCUUUCCAACAGUGUGUCAAUUCUGGGAUUCUAUACACUAAGACUUUACGAAUAAUCAUGUGUCUGAAUGCGAUGGUAAGAAUAAUUGCAUGAGGUGACAGAUGAAACGGUCUAUCCCACUCGCCUCGUGGAAUAAAGCGUUUUGUCUGUCACCGAUUGCAGUUAUUCUUAUCAUUGCACGAAUGCGAAGCAUUCAUUAUUUGUUUUAUGUAACACCAGUAUAAAUCCCCGUCAUCUGAUUUUCAGAGCACAGCUUGAUAAUUAAUUAAUUCAAACUGGAAGCUGUCCAGUUGUGAAUCUGUUAAUUUUUCGACAUGAUAUUGCCGAGCUCGUUUAAUCGUUUGGCAGCAUUGGAUCUGUUUCCAUAUGUUGGCAGCAUCAGCAUUACUUACAAAAACAAGUUCUAAUAAUUAUGUCGUAGAAUUGUGAACGGCUGAGCUUGAUCGCUCGUCAUUUUGCCAUAAAAAACCUGCGCCACUAGACGCUGCACUGCAGUUCAAUCGAUCCGGAGGUGUUCGUUAUCCAUUUCUAACGCGCAGUUGUUUCAAAUAGUAAUUACACCGACUUCACUACCGCUGUUUUUUAAACAUUUUUCCGGAUUCAUGUGAAAGGAUGACUCCUGUUUUAUAGACUCCUAACUAUCAUUCAUGACAGCAGUCAUUGUUACGUAGGCGUACGCAAUACAACUUAUGAGUCCUUGUUUCAUGAAAGCAAAAUUUUCAGCCUACAGCGUAAACGGCUAAUAACUUUGUCACAUGCAGCUGCGCAGCACGCGCAGUGUUUAAAGAGAAAGUGCAGUUGGCUGCCAAUAGUUCCCAAAUACUGACCGCUUUGAGUGGUAUAGUAAAACUAGCCCCCUCAGUGAUCCAUGGAGAAUCAUUCCAUUUUCCUGAGACAAAGUCAAGUGAAAAUAAAAUGCUUUGUGGAUCACCAUGCGAGGAUAGUUCACUCUAUCAGCCAAUACUUGUUUGAUAACACCUCUCCCAUAGAUUCGCUUGAUCUAAGCGAUAACUGAUUAAUUUAAUUUGAUGCUUGUGUCACGCCCAUAAAAUAUAUCCCAGUCUCAUUUUAUUUAAAGAAGGUUCAUCGAUAUUCAUUUCUUAUUAAUAUUCAUAUUCAUGGUCCAAUCACAAUCGUCCGUUGACAAAAUAGCUAUUUUGAAUACGGGCCGUAAGCGUCAUUCCAGUAGCUGGAUCCGAGGGAACACCUUCAAACUGUUUCCUUUCCAGUAUUCAUUUUUUAUUGUUUCAUUUAUUAAGCUUUAGUUAUAUUGACAUUAAUCAGUUCUUAUUACUUUGAUUAUGCAAUACUUGCCAUUUUUAGCAUAACAGGUCUAAAUGGUGUAAUUUAAGGAAAC
Messenger RNA from Acanthaster planci (crown-of-thorns starfish), 4155 nucleotides. Its product is annotated as beta-1,3-galactosyltransferase 2-like. Gene Ontology annotation, biological process: protein O-linked glycosylation. Gene Ontology annotation, molecular function: hexosyltransferase activity. Lineage: Eukaryota; Metazoa; Echinodermata; Asteroidea; Valvatida; Acanthasteridae. The record is from RefSeq and is a predicted model, not a curated record. Gene Ontology annotation, cellular component: Golgi membrane.